This is a messenger RNA of Chionomys nivalis (European snow vole), 1523 nucleotides long. Its product is annotated as syntaxin-2-like. Gene Ontology annotation, cellular component: endomembrane system; SNARE complex; synaptic vesicle. Gene Ontology annotation, molecular function: SNAP receptor activity; SNARE binding. Bases 180 to 770 code for a protein of 196 amino acids. The record is from RefSeq and is a predicted model, not a curated record. NCBI's taxonomy places the organism in Eukaryota, Metazoa, Chordata, Mammalia, Rodentia, Cricetidae. The transcript has 8 exons. Gene Ontology annotation, biological process: intracellular protein transport; synaptic vesicle fusion to presynaptic active zone membrane; exocytosis.
GAGCUGAAUGGGCAGAAAGGCCUUGUGCCCUCCAACUUCUUGGAAGAAGUGCCUGACGAUGUGGAGGUCCACCUUUCUGAUGCUCCAUCCCACUACUCCCAGGACCCACCCAUGCGCUCCAAGGCCAAAAGGCUAUCGAGCAGAGUUGUGAUCAGGACGAGAGUGGGAACUGAACGUCAAUGGACCUGCGGAUACGAAGGACCCAGCACUCGGUGCUGUCACGGAAAUUUGUGGACGUCAUGACAGAAUACAACGAAGCGCAAAUCCUGUUUCGGGAGCGAAGCAAAGGCCGCGUCCAGCGCCAGCUAGAGAUCACUGGGAGGACCACCACAGACAAUGAGCUGGAGGAGAUGCUGGAGAGCGGGAAGCCGUCCAUCUUCAUCUCGGAUAUUAUAUCGGAUUCACAAAUUACUAGGCAAGCUCUCAACGAGAUCGAGUCACGUCACAAAGACAUCAUGAAGCUGGAGAGCAGCAUCCGAGAGCUACACGAGAUGUUCAUGAAUAUGGCCAUGUUUGUGGAGACCCAGGGUGAAAUGGUCAACAACAUCGAGAGAAAUGUGAUGAAUGCUGCCGACUACGUCGAACACGCCAAGGAAGAAACCAAGAAAGCCAUCAAAUAUCAGAGCAAAGCCAGGCGGUGCAAAGCCAAAAUGAAGACGCCAAGACAGAAGCGAGGGAAGAAGGACUUAUCACCUGCAGCAGGAAGGAGAAGCGAGGCAUCGUCUCUACAGCCGGGCUCUCUCAAACCAAAGAACAGGAGCGGGGGCUAAAGUUCCAUCUGGAGAGGCUCUCUGCUUCCUGACUGUGAAUGCCAUGUGAGAGGCCGCCUUCAGCUCCCACGGCCACAGCAGACUCUACCCUCCAACCCCCUCAAGUCACUGUUGUCUCAGCAACAGGAAAAAACCAACACACCACAUUACUGUGUUGAACAUGGGGUUCCCGAUGUUUCUAUGAAGAUUUGGUGGCUGAGGACGCCUUGUGUUAUCGAUCUCCCAGGUAUAAAGAAAUGCCAACAUUAGCACCUCAGCUCCCAUCCUAAAGGGAAUAAGAGAUGGUUUAUUCUGGAGUCAUUUAGAGUAAGCACGCCCCAGGAACACAAAUUUAGGUUACCCCAAAAUUCCAUGUUCCAAUGUGGAAGCCUUUCACAGGAUUUGCGCAGUUUUACACAACAAAGACAGUCGUAAGUCGAGGCAACUUUACCAUACAUUUGUGGGCACACCAGAGCGGCAGGUACAUCGAGAAGUGGGGAGCGCUAUUCUACAGGCGAACAGGUGAUCUGAUGACAUUCUUAGAGCUCUCCGUUUUGAGAAGCUAAUGUUCCGCUAAGUUAAUAGCUUCAAGGAGGUGUUUAUUAUCAUGAGUUACUAGUUUUGAUAGAGUGACAGUUGGGUGGUGGCGGCAGACACCUUUAAUCCGAGCAUCCAGGAAGCAGAGGAAGGUGGAUCUACAGAGUUCCAGUCCAGCCUGGUCUACAGAGUGAAUUCCAUGACAGCCCAAACUAGACAACCAAACCCUGUGUGUGU